Molecule: messenger RNA, 538 nt
Organism: Cladocopium goreaui
Lineage: Eukaryota; Dinophyceae; Suessiales; Symbiodiniaceae
Source: the annotation of a GenBank genome assembly
GGCGCUGUCAGUGCCUCAAGAGCAAGCUCAACUUCUUUGUGGCAAGGACCUCCCAGAGAGAUUGCUGGCAGCUUUGCUGACAGGCACCAAGGUUGGGAAGUCGGUCAUGGUGGUCAACCUGUCUCCCUAUGAUUCCUGGUUGGAGCGUGUUUGCAUGGAAUGGUCAAUUGGGAAUCCUGAUCGCGAGAUCAAAUCUCUCAGCCUGGGCUUCAGCUUAGCUACAGUCUCCUACUCGGAGAAACUAUGUGCCAUGCAUCUCUUGGAGGAUUGGAAGUCAGAUUGCUUGAUCCUGGGACCCAAUGUUCGUCGAUGGGACCCGAAUCCACCAGCUGAAGAAGAGCUAGACCUGAACAACAUUCAACUGAAGAUGGCCCAGCUUUCGAGGGAUCCUACCAAGAAGGGCUGGCAAUCCUUCCAAAUCUCUUUGAGCAACGAGGUCCGAGCUCUUCAUCUCAGUGAUCCUUUGAAUGCCCCAGCCUGGAAGGAUCUCAUCACGGACUUUGACAAGAAGCCACUUGGUGCAAAUCUUCAAACCUGA